AUGGACAUACUCACUGAAGAGCUAACCCACUUUGCAGCCUGGGCCAGACCGACGGCUGCUGAGACGGCCGCCAGAGGCUUCGUCGCGGACUACCUCCUAACCUUCCUUCGUAAACAUGCCAACCGGCCCGGAUUGGACAUCAAAGCCGAGCUAUUCGGCUCUGAAACAACCGGACUGUCUCUCCCAACCUCGGAUCUCGAUAUACGCAUCUAUGACGCCUCGCAGGCAGACGAAGAUCGCAGCUACGGCAAGCUCUACUCGCUGCUGGCAAUGCUCGCCCGGCGUCUCCGACAAGACCACAACAACUGGACGGCCGUUACUGUCCGCCACAGCAAAUUCCCCAUCAUCACCGCUACCCAUUGCAAAACGGGCAUAAUCGUCCAAAUCGUCAGCGCACCGUCCACCACCAACCAGCAGACCCACACGCGCCGCUACCUCGCCGAGCUGCCGCAUCUCCGCGACCUUUUCCUGCUCAGCCGGGCGAUGCUCGGCACGCGCGGGUUAGUCAACGUCUACGACGGCGGUAUCGGCUCGUACGGGCUGCUCGUUAUGCUUGUGGCGGCGCUCAAACGCCGCUCUUCCGCCAACCCGCCACCGCAAACACCCGCACAGCAACUCUUGCACUUCCUGAACUUUUACGCCCGACACAACUACAUCUCCCGCGGCCUAACCGUCACCCCCGUCGGCAAAACCUUCCUCAAACACCACGAUGCCACCUACCAAGCCACAGUGCAAGAACGUAUCCGUGCGGCUCACCGCCGCAACGAUCCAGUCCGCGCGGGACAGUGGGCCAUGAGCGCGCCGAAACCGUUGCAGCCGUACUUGCUGUGUUUGCAGGACCCAGCAGAUCCGACGAAUGAUUUGGGACGGAAGACGAAUGCAAUCAAGCAUCUUGCUGAAAGUUUCCGGGUCGUGCAUGCGAUGUUGUUGGCAAGGUUGAGGGACGGAUUGAAGGGGGAGGGAGUGGCGGGGAGGGAGACGUUUGUGGAGGUUGCGGUGGGGAGGCUGCAUGAGGUAUGGGCGGGGCGGAGGAAGCGAGUGGAGAAGUUUGGGGCGGAGGUUCUGAAGAAGAGGGAGGAGGUGGGUGGAGAGGUGCAAGUAGACGCUGCUGUGGAUGCGGGUGAGGCAGGUGUGUUGAGUGCGGAGGGUGAGGAAGAGGCUGCGAGUGGCGGGCAAGAGGCUGCGCGUAGCGAGGAGGAGGAGGUGGAGGAGGAGCGGACGGAGAAUGUAGUGCGGGGAUGA
Baudoinia panamericana UAMH 10762 is the source of this 1242-nucleotide messenger RNA. RefSeq lists its product as uncharacterized. Lineage: Eukaryota; Fungi; Ascomycota; Dothideomycetes; Mycosphaerellales; Teratosphaeriaceae. Gene Ontology annotation, cellular component: TRAMP complex; nucleolus. Gene Ontology annotation, biological process: RNA 3'-end processing. The transcript has a single exon. Bases 1 to 1242 code for a protein of 413 amino acids. Gene Ontology annotation, molecular function: mRNA binding; poly(A) RNA polymerase activity. The record is from RefSeq and is a predicted model, not a curated record.